Molecule: messenger RNA, 3744 nt
Organism: Cydia amplana
Lineage: Eukaryota; Metazoa; Arthropoda; Insecta; Lepidoptera; Tortricidae
Exons: 9
Coding region: 9-3689 (1226 amino acids)
Molecular function (GO): flavin adenine dinucleotide binding; oxidoreductase activity, acting on CH-OH group of donors
Source: RefSeq, a predicted model, not a curated record
AAAUCAAAAUGGGUGUGCAAGUGCUUCUAGCUUCAACAGCCUUGAAGACCGUGAGUGUGACGGGUCUAUGGUUGAUCCCCCUGUUGCUGGGCGCGCUGACAUACCACAACUAUAGUGCUUACGAUCCGGAGUCUAGAGUGAUUGAUAAAGAGCCGAGGAGAGAGUAUGACUUCAUAGUGGUUGGGGGCGGGUCGGCGGGUGCCGUCGUUGCUAACAGACUAUCGGAGAUUAAGAAUUGGAACACGCUCUUGCUAGAAUCUGGGCCCGACGAGAACGAGAUCACCGACGUGCCGUCCCUGGCGGGCUACCUGCAGCUGACCAAGCUGGACUGGCAGUACAAGACCGAGCCCACCGCGUACGCCUGCCUCGGCUUCAAGAAGCACCGCUGCAGCUGGCCCAGGGGAAAGGUGCUUGGCGGUUCCAGUGUUCUCAACUACAUGAUAUACGUACGAGGCAAUCGAUUCGACUUCGACCAAUGGGAAAAAUUCGGCAACCCCGGAUGGAGCUACCGGGACGUCCUGAAAUACUUUAUCAAAUCUGAAGACAACAGAAACCCUUACUUAGCCAAGAGUCAAUACCACGGGCGGGGAGGAUACCUCACUGUACAAGAAGCUCCUUGGAGGACACCCUUAGUCGCAGCCUUCGUUGAAGCUGGAGUCGAAAUCGGGUAUGAGAACAGGGAUAUCAAUGGAGAAUACCAAACCGGGUUCAUGAUCGCCCAGGGCACGAUACGUCGUGGCUCCCGCUGCAGUACCGCCAAAGCAUUCUUGCGACCUGUGAGAACUCGAAGGAACUUAGACAUUUCCUUAAACUCCCAAGCAACAAGAGUUUUAGUCCAUCCAGUAACAAUGAAGGCGUACGGGGUCGAGUAUGUGAAACACGGCAUGAGGAGAGUUGUUUACGCGAGAAAAGAAGUAAUACUAUCGGCCGGCGCCAUCAACAGUCCUCAGCUGCUUAUGCUGUCUGGAAUAGGACCCAAAGAACAUUUAAAAGACGUCGGAAUUAAGGUCUUGAAGGACUUGCCGGUCGGUGAAAACCUACAAGACCACGUUGGUGUAGGAGGAUUAACAUUUCUAGUCGACAAACCUGUUGCAAUCGUCCAAAACCGCUUCGAGGCUUUCCCCGUUACCAUGAACUACGUUGUCAACGAGAGAGGUCCCAUGACGACUCUAGGAGGCUUAGAAGGGGUCGCUUUCGUUAAUACAAAGUACGCAAACAGUUCUGGAUUGUGGCCCGAUAUUCAGUUCCACAUGGCGCCGGCUUCCUUCUCGUCUGACAAUGGGCAAAUUGUCAGAAAGAUCUUAGGUCUUACGGAUGAGAUUUACAAUACUGUUUACAAACCUAUAGCCAAUAAGGAUGCUUGGACUAUUAUGCCUUUGCUGCUGAGACCAAAUACACGAGGUUACGUGCGAUUAAGGAGCUCCAAUCCUUUUCAUUAUCCGAUAAUGAACCCACGUUACCAUGAGGAUCCCUUAGACGUGGCGCGCCUCGUGGAAGGAAUAAAAAUAGCUGUGCGAGUGGCAGAAGCAUCACCUUUCAAACAGUUUGGCAACAGGCUGUAUAUGAAGCCGUUGCCGAGCUGUAAGCACUUUAAAUUUAUGUCUGACGAAUAUAUCGAGUGUCAAGUGAGGCACAUUUCUAUGACGAUAUACCAUCAGAGUGGGACAGCUAAGAUGGGGCCGUCGUGGGAUCCCGAGGCGGUGGUGGACCCGCGACUCAGGGUGUAUGGCGUCGAAGGCCUAAGAGUAAUAGACGCCAGCAUAAUGCCGACUAUUGUGAGUGGCAACACCAACGCCGCGGUCAUCAUGAUUGGGGAGAAAGGGGCCGAUUUGAUAAAGCAAGACUGGCUUAACUUCUUAUGCUGGGCAACGCUUGCAAUUAAUGGCCAGCCCUCACUCUUCGAUGCAGUGUCGGGGCUACUCCGCGACACCAACAACCUGUACCUCGGAGAGCCCCCUGACGCCGGGGAGCUGUACUCGGAGUACGACUUCGUCAUCAUAGGCGCCGGGACUGCUGGGUGCGUGCUUAGCAAUCGGCUCACGGAAGUUGAAGAGUUUAAGGUGCUACUCAUAGAAGCGGGCGGUAGUGAGCAGCUUUUCAUGGACAUACCUGUGAUGGCCACUAUGCUACAGUUCACCGACGCCAAUUGGGACUACCACACCGAGCCACAGAGAGCUGGCUGCAUGGGCAUGCGCGAUGGUCGGUGCUCCUGGCCGCGGGGCCGCGUGGUCGGCGGCUCCUCGGUUCUGCACUCCAUGAUGCACACGAGGGGCAACAGAAGGGACUACGACCGGUGGGCGGCGAAUGGCAACCCAGGAUGGGACUUCGCAUCAGUUCUCAAAUACUUCAAGAAGUCUGAAAACAUGCAAGUACCAGAACUGAGGAGAGAUAAAGUAUACCAUUCAACAAAGGGAGAGAUGACCCUUCAGUAUCCCAGCUGGAGGACGCGACUCUCAGACGCGUUCCUUCAAGCGGGCGUCGAGACUGGCGGGAAUAUAGUAGAUUACAACGGCGAACAACAAAUCGGAUAUUCCAUCAUACAAUUUACGAUGAACAAUGGAACUCGCAUGAGUGCGAGUCGGGCUUUCCUUCACCCUAUAAAAUAUAGAAAAAACUUCCACGUAACCAAGAAUGCUAUGGUAACGCGUAUUUUAAUUGAUCCUUGGACGAGACGAGCAUACGGCGUGGAGUUCCGCAAAGCUGGUCGCCGCUACAUCGUGAAGGCGACGCGAGAAGUCAUCCUGUCAGCUGGUGCUAUUAAUUCCCCUCAAAUGUUAAUGAUCAGCGGAAUAGGCCCUAAACAGCACUUGACGGAAAAGAACAUCACAACAAUCGUCGAUUUACCCGUCGGAUAUAAUCUCCAAGACCACUGGGCAUUAGGUGGUCUGACUUUCUUAAUAAACACAACUGAUUCUAUAAGAUCUGAACGCGUGGCUACAUUCAGCAACAUUCUAGAAUAUUUCAGCCAUCAUACCGGGCCUUUGUCAGCGCCAAGCGGAACUGAAGCUAUCGCUUUCAUCGACACUAAUAACCCAAACGACCCUGACGGCUAUCCUGAUUUAGAGUUGUUGUUCGUAGCAGGCUCAUUGGUUAGCCAGCCGUCGUAUAAACAAGCUUUCGCUAUUGAUGAUCGUAUCUACAACAAAGUUUACGGACCAAUUCAAGAUCGCGACACGUGGAUGGUGUUCCCGAUGCUUCUACUCCCGGAGUCGAAAGGCCGAAUAAUGCUGAAGAAUAAAAACCCUUACACAAAGCCGCUUAUCUACGCAAACUACUUUUCAGAUGGAGGCCACGACCAAAAGGUUAUAUUACACGGUAUAAGAAAAAUAAUUCAGCUAUCGAAGACUAAAGCGUUUCAAAAGUUUGGCAGCAGAUUGCACGAUAUUCCGUUGCCGAAUUGUGCGCACCACAAGUUUAACUCAGACUCAUAUUGGUACUGUGCAAUGAAGACUAUAACGAAUACGAUUUAUCAUCAUUGCUGUACAGCUAAGAUGGGGCCGCGAGACGACCCUGAAGCUGUCGUGGACUCGAGAUUGAAGGUGUACGGCAUAAAAGGUCUGAGGGUAGUGGACGCGAGCAUUAUGCCGCAUGUUCCAGCAGCGCACACAAACGCCCCAACUUUAAUGAUUGCUGAGAAGGCAGCGGAUAUGAUUAAGGAAGACUGGGGCAUACAUAUCAAGCUGAUUUAAUCGGCAUAAUAUCUAAUAUUGACGAAAAUCCCAGUCUAGGCAAUGAACUUACUCA